[Candida] anglica is the source of this 1597-nucleotide messenger RNA. NCBI's taxonomy places the organism in Eukaryota, Fungi, Ascomycota, Pichiomycetes, Serinales, Debaryomycetaceae. The record is from the annotation of a GenBank genome assembly.
AGUCAUAAUUUGACGUAAAGAUAAGUUAAAUUAACACAGCUUAGCCCAUAAAUUUUAACUUGUUCCUUUUUCUUAAAAAAACCUACCAACUUUUUUUUACCUAUCGCAAGGUCCCUUUCUUAGUUAAACUUGGUUCGAGUUACUUAAAUCUCCCGUAUGUUUACGAUUCUUGAACAGGUUCAAAAUGCGAAUCCCGACCUAUCCUUUUUAGAUAUUUCCUUCCUCACAUUUGAGGCUGUGGUUGAAGUUGUGAUUAUUUGCUUUGCUGGUUUCAUUGCAGCUAAGACUGGACUUCUUAAUCUCAAUGGACAAAAGGUCAUAUCUGCACUCAAUGUGGAUCUUUUCACCCCAUGUUUGGUAUUUUCCAAACUUGCACCAUCCUUAUCAAUUCAAAAAAUGGCUGAGAUUGUCAUUAUCCCAUUAUUUUAUGCCUUAUCAACUGGUAUAUCUUACUUAUGUUCCAUUAUAGUUGGUUCCAUGAUGGGAUUGAAUGAACCAGAAACAAAUUUCGUCACUGCCAUGGCUGUAUUUGGUAAUUCAAACUCCUUACCAGUAUCCCUUACAUUGUCUCUUGCUUAUACUUUACCAGAUUUGUUAUGGGAUGAUGUUGAAGAUGAUACUCCAGAUAAAAUUGCUUCAAGAGGAAUCUUGUAUCUUUUAAUUUUCCAACAAUUGGGCCAAAUUCUUCGUUGGUCUUGGGGUUAUAAUAAAUUACUUCGUAAAAGAUCUAUUGAAGAAUUGAAUACUUAUUCAACAAUUGAAGAUGAAGAAUCUAAUCCUAAUGUUAGUAAUACCACCAAUUAUAAUAAUGAUGAUGCCAUUUACAUCACACCAACCAUUUCUCAUCAUCCAUCUAUUGAUCCAAAUAGUGCAUCUUCCCUGAUUGGGGAACCAGAAGAUGAAGAAGGUUCUUCAAAUAGUGGUAAUAGCUCAAGUUCCGACUUAUAUAAGCCUAUCGUUGUCAGAAUAAGAACUGCCUCAUUCAGAAGAUUUCUUCAUAAGGUUAAAACUCAUCCAAUUAUUGUUAAUUUCCUCCAUUUCAUGAAUCCUCCACUUUAUGCAAUGUUCAUAUCUGUUAUUGUUGCUUCUGUGCCGUUUUUACAACGUCAAUUUUUCACUGAUGAAUCUACAUUUAUCCAUAACACUUUAUCCAAUUCAAUUAAACAACUUGGUUCUGUAUCCAUUCCAUUGAUUUUAAUUGUUCUUGGUUCUAAUUUAUAUCCAUCAAAAGAUAUUCCACCAGCAUCGCGCCAUUAUAAAAAGAUUGUUAUUGGAUCUCUUUUAUCUAGAAUGAUUCUUCCAUCUUUAAUUUUGCUUCCAUUCAUUACUUUGUUAGUAAAAUUUGUUAAGAUUUCCAUUCUUGAUGAUCCAAUUUUCCUUAUAGUUGCAUUUAUCUUAACUAUUUCACCACCAGCAAUUCAAUUGUCUCAAAUUGUUCAAUUAAACGGUAUUUAUCAAAAGGAAAUGGCAGGUGUUCUAUUCUGGGGUUAUGUUAUCUUAACAUUACCAACAACAAUAUUUAUUGUGUCAACUAGUUUAGAAGUACUACAAUGGGCAAAAGUUUAGAAAAUGGGAGAUUUCAAUUUUAUAUACAAUU